AUGAACGGCAGUCUCGUAGACUUUGCAUUGAAAGGCUUACCAUCUGGAAACUUAGUUUCUGCAUACGCUUACGUUCCCCGAUUUAUUAAGAAUAGUUUAUUAACCCGACAACACAGUGAAAAUGAUUUACUUCAAAUAAAUAAUAAUUCGUCACCAUCUAAAAAAACAACUCAAGUAUCUGAAAUUGUUAGUUUUCUUCGCACUGCAUGGCGUCUACCACCACCUGAAUUAAUAAUAUCUGUAACAGGUGGUGCACGAUUUUCUAAACUGACAACGCCACGUAUUCAGAAUGCAUUUCAACAAGGUCUUAUAGCUGCUGCUAUUACAACAGAUGCUUGGAUAUUUACUGGUGGAAUGUAUUCAGGUGUUAUGAAAGAAGUAGGUGAUGCUGUUGAUAAAUGUCGAUAUAAAAAUACCAAAAUACCAUCAAAAAUCCCCUGUAUAGGCAUCACAAAUUGGUAUUGUAUAACAGAUCAUGAACAUUUGAAGCAAAAAUCAAAUGAUGAUGACAUGCUUGCCAAUCACCAACAAUACAAAGAACGAAAGAGAUCAAAAUCGAUACUUAGUUUGAAGCGAUAUCGAGCAGAUCGUCGGGAUACGUUGCUAUCGGAUAUCGAAUUACCAACGAUAAGUGAAGCUGUUAUUGUCAAUUUUCCACCUAAAGAGGCAGUGUUCUCAGAAAUUACAACAAAUAUCAAACGAAUUAAAUUAUAUCGAAAUCGUGAACCAUUUUCAAAUGACGAAAAUUGUUCACUUGAUCCAAAUCAUACUCAUUUUUUACUAUUAGAUGAUCUCUAUGGAUCCGAUAUUCAAAAUUGGAAAGAUCAACAUCCAGAAAAAAUAAAUUGUCGUACCGAUUUGAUUUCAACAAUUCGAGCUGAAAUUGAACAAGAAUCACGAAAAAUCAUCAUUGGACAGCAAAGUUUCACAAUACCAAUCGUUCAAAUUUUGAUGGAGGGUUGUGCAUCAUCAGUUAUUACUAUUUGUAAAUCAUUGACAAAAGGAACACCAUUAAUUGUUAUUGAUGGCACCGGUGGAGCAGCAAAUAUCAUUUCAAGUGAAUACAAACGUUUAUAUGGUACAACUCAAAAUCGAGAUAAUUACACCUCUAGAAACCAUGUUGUAUGGAGGCAAGAGUAUGAAACAAUGAACAAUAAUAUUAUUAAUGAUACAAAUCGUAGUAGUUUCAUUGAAGUAAUGACAUCUAAUAUUGGUUAUUAUCUUAUAACAGUGUUAGAACUGGACAAAGAAAAAUUAGAAGAUGCUAUCCUACAAGCUUUAAUUAAAGGUAAAAUUAUUUGA
Molecule: messenger RNA, 1302 nt
Organism: Didymodactylos carnosus
Lineage: Eukaryota; Metazoa; Rotifera; Eurotatoria; Philodinida; Philodinidae
Source: the annotation of a GenBank genome assembly